Molecule: messenger RNA, 11926 nt
Organism: Pelobates cultripes (western spadefoot toad)
Lineage: Eukaryota; Metazoa; Chordata; Amphibia; Anura; Pelobatidae
Source: the annotation of a GenBank genome assembly
CCAUGGUUCCCGGCUUCCCUCCUCUCCCAGGCCUGUCUAGCUGCAUCCCUCCCGGCCUGGUCUAACAGGCUCUCGGUCAGCCCAGCUUUGAUCUCCCGCUUCCCUUUCUUAGUUUUGGGGUCCCCUCGGUCCCCUUGCCUUCUCUUGCUACUCAUGUCGCCUGCAACUACAACUCCCAGAAUGCUCAGCGGCGGCGGCUGCACGGAGUCCAGUGACGUAACUAAACGGCGACGGACACGCUCUCUGCGCCCGGAAGUGGCGUCAUUGGUUUUCCGGCGCUCCGUUGUGUUUCCGUUGUGUGUUUCGGAGACCGGGGGGAGACAGACUCCAGGCAGCCAGUUACCCGGGGGUACCCGAGCGGCUCCGCGUACCCCGAUAUCAGCAGAUCCCCUCGCUCACCAUGUCCGUGCUCACACCCAACCGCUCCCAGUCCGGCUGGCCCCGCGGGGUCAACCAGUUCGGGAACAAAUACCUGCAGCAGAGCAAGCCGCUCACCGUGGAGAGAACCAUCAACCUGUGAGUGGGGUUAUUGUUAUUACUGGAACAGGGCGCCAACAUAGGCCGCAGCGCUGUACAUAUUAAAGGGACACUAUAGUCACCAGAACAACUACAGCUUAUUGAAUUUGUUCUGGUGAGUAGAAUCAUUACCUUCAGGCUUUUUGCUGUAAACACUGUCUUUUCAGAGAAAAUGCAGUGUUUACAUUACAGCCUAGUGAUAACUUCACUGGCCACUCCUCAGAUGGCUGUUAGAGGUGCUUUCUGGGGCAGUGCUGCACAGUAUGCAUGGAGACGCUAAAUGCUCCCCAUAGAGAUGCAUUGAAUCAAUGCGUCUCUAUGGGGAGAUGCCGAUUGGCACAGAGAGGCACACAUGAGCAAUUGCCUGCCAAUGCUUUCCUAUAAGAAUGCAUUGGAUUGACUGAGAUAAUUAAAAGACCACUAUAGGCGCCCAGACCACUUCAGCUUAAUGAAGUGGUCUGGGUGCCAGGUCCAGCUAGGGUUAACCCUUUUUUCUAUAAACAUAUAUGUUUAUAAUAGGGUUAAUCCAGCCGCUAGAGGCGCUUCCGUGCUUCUCACUGUGAUUUUCACAGUGAGAAGACGCCAGCGUCCAUAGGAAAGCAUUGUGAAUGCUUUCCUAUGGACUGGCUGGCUGUGCGCGGCUCCUGCCGCGCAUGCGUAUUCAGGAGAGGAGGAGGAGAGUCCCCCACCUGGCGCUGGAUAAAGAGAUAAGUUUAACCCCUAACAUCCCAUAGUGUCCGAUGUGAGUGGGGGCACCCUUAGGGCACUAUAGUGCAAGGAAAACGAGUAUGUUUUCCUGGCACUAUAGUGGUCCUUUAAGUUUGAUCUCAGCCAAGAGGGCGAAGCGUCUGUAGGUCCACACGGCACUGGAAGAUGGGCAAGCAAUCUCACCUUACCCGUAGCUGUCAGGGAAGCUGGGGUCUAAAAUGCAUUUUCAUAAGUAAUGUGACAGGAAUACAUGUUUGUAUUGCUGACACUAUAGUGUUCACUUAGGAAUAGCCAGUACAACAUAAACAGAUCAACACAAAAGGUAGAGGGCCCUAUAUCAGCUUACAAUCUAAAGAUAAUACAAUUUUGGGUUAAAAUAUAUAUAUAUAUUGCAUCCUGUAUGGUUGAAUUAAAUGGACACACUUCACCUGAAAAUACACAAAAUACUCUCACUUUUAUUGUACAGCACUCAAUGUAGUAAAUAUUAUAGUUUGCAAAUCUUAAAUUUUUUUUGUAGUAUUUUAUCUCAGGCAGUUCCUCUUCCAGACGUUCCCAUUUGCUUAUGUGGUCAUUUUCAUUCACUAAUUAUGUUGGUUUUCUAUAUCCAAAUCAUGUAUGUGCGUAUGGAGUUGACAUAAUAUACAAAUGUGGACAUUAUUCUUUGGAGUCCUAUAAAAUGCUGUCUAAAAAUGGAAUAUGAUCUACGUGCACAGUUGGUCAGAAAACAUGCAGUUUUACUUUUCAUAAAAAGUGAUUUAUAGGGACACUCUAGGCACCCAGACCACUUCUGCCCAUUGGAGUGGUCCGGGUGCCAACUCACAUCACCCUUAACCCUGCAAGUGUAAUUAUUGCAUUUUUAUCAGACAGCCAAUAGAGGGACUUCCAGGUUCUUAAAACACGAAAAAUGUUUUAAACAACACUGGACGUCCUCACGCUAUGCAUGAGGAACUCCAGCGUCGCCGGAAGCCCAAUAGGAAAGCAUUGUGUAAUGCUUCCCUAUGGGGAGGUCUAAUGCUCGCGCUCCCAUUGCCGCGCAUGCGCAUUAGGUCUCCCUCAUCGACUAAUGACCGAGGGACAUCGGCACUCUUCCAAUAACCAUGUUUGAGGGCAGAAAAGGGGUAACUUUUGUAACGAGGACACAAAGUCAGGGGAAGUAAGAUGCAGACACCCAGGUCCAGGGCAGUGUGGAUUUCUACAUCUAAUUUCAUUUUAUCAACUGCACAAAAACACACUGUGUGUGGGGGAGGUAAUAUUGUAUUAAAAAUCCUGGGAAAGUUCCAAGUGGUGAAGGGAAAUUGUAAGAUGUAAGUUAUUUCAUUGACUAUUUAAUUUUUUCGAUUUAUAAAGCGAUGAUGCUGUUGGUUUCUACAGGCUCUGUAUGUCCUGUCUACACUACCUACACUAUAACAUAAGUGGGUAUGCGAACAUGUAGAUUUAAAGAGGCAUUUUAGAGGAAUACAGCAGUAAGCACAAGACUCGUUUAUACGUAGUCCUUUAAAACGAGCUGCUUGGUCUGUUUUCCUCCCCUCUUUUCUGAUAGUCUUGAGUUACCUGUUCCUAAUUGUUUUAGAUUUCCCACAGAUAUGUCUGUUUGCACCUUGUACUAGUUGUUAAUUUCCAUUGUUUUGUCCGUCUCUUUAAAAAAAUAAAACUCUUUUCUUACAUUUGGGAUAGUUUGCAAUUAUUUCGUUAUCUGUACUUCAAAGGGGGCUGUAAAUACAAGAACAGGGAAAUGUUAAAUUUUUUUCUAAAUACUGACUGGUUUUAUUUCAGAUAUCCUCUGACAAAUUACACGUUUGGUACCAAGGAACCCCUGUAUGAGAAGGACAGUUCAGUUGCUGCGAGGUUCCAGCGUAUGCGAGAAGAGUUUGAUAAGAUGGGAAUGAGGCGCACUGUUGAAGGAGUUCUAAUCGUCCAUGAACACAGAUUACCCCAUGUCCUUUUAUUGCAAUUGGGCACUACCUUCUUUAAACUGUGAGUCCACUGAAAGCCUUCUACUGGGCUUGCCAUCUUGAACUGUUAAUGAAAUGCUAUUUAAAUUAGUUUGUGCUUGGGGGUAAGGGGGACUAGAUGAUGUUUUUAACACUACAGGGUCAGGAAUGAAUGUUUGUGUUUCUGACCCUAUACUGUUCUUUUAGUAAAAUUGUGGCACGUGUAAGGUCAGAGAGUAGAGCACUGUCUUUGAAAUCUUACAGAACUUCAAAAGGAACUGUAAUUUUUCAGAUAGUAACAUAUUUCUUUCACCCCAAUAUGUACUAUUGAAACAUUUACUGCAUUGUGCAGUGGGGUUAUGAAGAAAACAUAUGUGUCUCCUCAGCACAUCUGGGUAUUUGUGCUGCCAUUUUUCUUACAUGUGCACGGCAUUCUUUUUAUGCAUUUAUAGACUUACAGUUCCAUAUGCACUGCAUCAUGCAUCUUACUGUGAUUUGCUACCUGUUGUAUGAUUUAAAUCAGAAAGGGGGAAAAAUGUACAAUCGUAGCCAAAUUUCAGUUGUGAUAGAUAUUGGAUUGUUCAAAUUCAUCCUGCAAUUGACUAUUCACUUUAUAUAGUUGUCCGUAUCAAGAUUCUAUUGCAGAGUUUCCUGGAGUGUUUUCACAUGCUGCACAUGACAAAAAUAACUUGUUACACUGUAUGGAAAUAUGUUUAUAAAUUGUUAAAAUGAUGCAGCACACUCUAGUGGUUAUGAUGUACCGUAACUCCAAGUUUUUGUCAAACCAUUUUCAAUCAGUUUGGCAAACAAUGAGGAAUUCCUCUGCCUCAAAACCAACUGUCCUUGCUGUAGAUGCCACAGAACUAGGGAAUUCACUUCUUUAUUACUCGUCCAAAAUGUGUCUGCAAUGUGCUUGCACCUAGCAAUUACAAGCUUUGAGAACUGUGAUAGAGAAUUCAGCCAAUCGCCUUGCUAUUACUAGACUCUUUCCAUGUGUUUUUUUACGGAGUAAAAUCAGUUUGACAAGCAUAUUAAGGGACUGCACCUAUAUCCUCUACAAUAAGGUGCAUUGAUUAUGGUGCAGGUAGGUAAUGUCUGUCAUUUAAAAAAAAAAAAAAAAAAAAAGCCUGCUCAAAAACGUUUUUGUUCUUCAUUAGAAUGGUGUUAUUUUUUUGUUUAUUAGUUCUUAAAGGGACACUAUAGGCACCAAAAUAUAUUUAGCUCAAUGAAGUAGUUUUUGUGUAUAGACCAGGGCUUGACAAAUUUGUUUGGAAUCUAGGAGUCCGCUAAAAAAGGUUAGGACAGGUUUUUCAACAUCAAAAAUACAAUUCUUAAAGUGACAGAGUAAAGGCAGUGUUUACAUUGCUGCCUAGUAACACCUCUAGUUACGGUCACACAGGCGGCCUCUAGAGGUGCAUCCUCGGUCAGUGCUGCAUCUACAUUCAGCGUUUUCACGCUCUAUGAUUCAUGGCAUCUCUGUGGGGAGGUGGUGAUUGGCACAGAGUGGAGUUUUGCCACACAUGGGAAAGCAUUGGAUUGGUUGAGAACAAGAUUAAUGAUCUCCGCCAUGGAGGCGGGGCCAGCUGCGUGCAUGUGAUCGGAGCGGGGCUGGUCACCUAGGCACUCGCUAACAGACACACACUACCUCACUGAUUUGACACACACUGAACGACACAUUCACUGAUUUGGGGGGGGUCUUGUGUGGUUGGUAGAGAUAAUCUGUGUUGGAGUUGCAGCCAAAAUGCUUCAAAGAGGCUGUCUAUCCGGCGUAGUAAUUCAGACUGUGAGCGCGCCGCCGCCGUUUGGGGUCUGUGGUUUGUGGCUGUAGUUAGUGUCUCUGUAGUACCGCAAGUCUCCCACAUAGAUGAAUGAUGGACCGGGAUAACCCCCACUGAUCCACAGGGAGGGAGGGGGAUAGCGAUAGUCUUGAGACUGCUCUGCAUGGAACAGUAGAUCGGCCACCUCCCCCACCCAGAGUUUCCACUAGGCCUCAUCUGGCUCCUCGAGACAAACAGGUGAUAUCCACCUCGUGGACCCUUUCCAGGGCACUCAGCGUGUGGCAGAUGUCAGGUAAGCCCCAGAGGAUGCUUGGGGACAGCGCCCGUAGAUUGCAGGGUCUAGCAAUUAGUGGGGAGCACUUGCAAGGUGCGUCCAACCGCCAUGAUAGUCAGGCCCGCCCCGGAAUCUGUGUUUUUUUUUAUGCCGCUUCUGACAUAUUUUAGUCUUUUCAUUUGUAUAUAGAGUUAUUAUUUCCCCAGCAUGACACAAAUCAUCAUGUCUUACUGUCUAUAUUACAUUCCUGUGCUAUAAAUCAGUCUGUUUAGAAUUAGCUCAGCAUAAUGCACACAUUUGAUGUUUUGCUCAGGAUCUGUUAAUCCACAGAUUUGUGCUGCUGUAACUUUUUCUCAUGAAUAAGGUAACUUUCCUUUGAGCGUUUGCUUUGUGAAUUGGAAUAAGUAUCAAACUAUUUUGUCUUCUUAUAGGCCUGGUGGUGAGCUAAACCCAGGAGAGGAUGAAGUUGAAGGUUUGAAGCGUUUGAUGACAGAAGUAAGUUGUUGCUUGCAUCCUUUCUUGUAUGGUUAUAUGUGAUCUGUUCGUACCUACACCAAUGAAAUCUUAUAUUCUAUGGAAACUAUAUAGAUAAUACAUAUUGUAGUUACACCUCUGAGAGCAGCAUAAUCACUAUGUGCAGUGUUUCAUACUGAAAAUGCUGCACGUCCAGGGUCCUUGUACCAUGACCACUUCAAAAUCACUGAAAUUAUAUUUGUGUUUGGAGAACCAAUUUGAGCAAAGCUAAAGAGAUUUGAACAGGGAGAAAGUGUGGCUUAGGAUUCAUAGUUGCAUUACAGAAAGCUGCAAAAAUCUUUUUUUUUUUUUUUUUUUAAGCAGAACCAAAGAGAUUUAAAUGUGGAGAAAAUGUGGUAUGAAUAUGAGGCCAAAACCAAAUCAAAUGCAUUUAAGUUGUGUUCGUGCCAAAAGUGUACGCCAAGUGACUUUUAGCAAUACCCAGGCAUCUUAUCUUUCUUCCUCUCUUCACCUCCUACACAUUAUCCUUUCUCUUGUGUUCCUUUACUAGAUCGCUCGAUUGAGCAGGACCUUCUUCAACUCUUGUCUGUUAACAUUUAUCGUUUAUGCAUACAAUAAAAAAAGUUUGUUUUGCUAAAGGUCACAGUGACCAAAAUGUUGCCUAAGUGAUAUGCACCAUUAAAAAGACUGACAAGAUUUGGAGUACUGAGUGCCUGGACCUUUUUUUUUUUUUUUUUUUUUUUAAAUGCAUGAUAUUGUUAAAGAGAUGGGUCCACAACCGGAGUAUGAUAAUUGUCUAUACUUUAUGGUGUGCAGUCACCCUACACUGGAUACUGAUAUAAACAUUAUUUUUUAUCUAUCAGCUACCUGUUGUUAAAUAACCUCACUAUAGGAGUGUAAAGCACUGCGGACAAUGCUGAGGAUUCACAUAUUUAAUAAUCUGAAAUGCUUGCUCCUGCAUGAUGGCAAUACCACCAACAAGCAGCAGGUGGUGCUCAUCUUACAGCCCAUGUGGGCACUGUCAGGCAUAAAACAGAAACUGUUUAUGGCAGGAUAUAGAUCAGUAAAACCCUAACAUUAGUGCAGAUAAAUUACUCUAAGAUCACUGGGUUCCUUGAAAAUGAAAUGUCACUUCAUGCUUGUAAUAUGAUGGGUUUCUAAAAAUGCAUUGGCUCCUACAGAGUUAUAUCUAACCAGGAAGUAGAGCUGACCUGGGCAGUGUUUCCAGUGCUGCUUUUUUGUCUUAAAAUGUGAAAUUUCCUAUAAUGCACAGUUUAGUUUGAAAAUAAGUUCUCUAAUGCAAUUGGUCAGAAAUGACUGGUAGGUAUAGGUAGGUUAUAAAUUGACUUUUUGAGAGCGAUCUAUGGAUGGACCUGGUGGGGGGAAUAAAAGCUGCUAUUUGAAUACGUGAUCUGUUUGUGGAAGAGCUGACUUGUAAAACAAAACUUGCAUUGUGCGGAAUCCAAAUAUUUUUUUAAAUAUUGAACAAAUCAGACAUGCACUUUGUGGCAUGAUGAAAACGUGGGCAGGAUGCUGAUGUGACCACGAUUAGUGCCACAAUAUGACUGAUAUUAAGAAAGACUAACUGAUGUUUUUGUUCUGCAGAUACUUGGGCGCCAAGAUGGGGUGCAACAAGAGUGGGUUAUUGAUGACUGCAUUGGUAACUGGUGGAGGCCAAACUUUGAACCACCACAGGUUUGUAGCUAGAGACCAUAUACUCCUAAAGCAAACUACACAGACAUGUCUGUUUAAUGCCCCCAUGUGCUAUUAAGAUGCGCUGAGUUGUUGUAAACAGUCAGCCUUGUUUUUGUUUUGUUUUUUUAGCGAGCAGCAGAUGAUUUGAUGUUAUUACUUAUGAUCUAAAUAUCCCAGAUCACAACUCAUGCCAUAACUUACAACAUGUCAACAUUCUAAGAGUUAAUCACCAGCAGAUAUGUGUCUGAUUGGCAAAUUACACAAUAUAAUAAAUAUAAAAUGCAGGAUAUAGAAUAAAUUCCAGAAAGCUGUGCUGGCAGCAAACCCGUGGAGACUUGACUUGUGUUAUUGCUUCUAAUGCAAAUUGGGAGUGUGUAGUUAUAUUUUAGCAGCUCUUCAUUUUCUUUAGUUUUUGAGGCAAUUUUAAAAUAUUUUUAUUUUAUUUCUAAACUAUUUCUGCAGUUUUUUUUGUUUUGUUUUUAUUUCUUUAUUUAAAUUAUUGAUGCAUGACCAGACUAAUAGACAAUGAAGGCAAGAGUUAAUGGCAAUAAGAAAUGUAUAUACAUGUUGUACACCAGUGGCCGUUUUCAUUAAUGACCAAGAUAUUCUAAAGUUAACGAGAAAAACAAAUUAAGUUAAAACAACAAAAAUUGAUGGAAUAAAAAAUACAAAGAGGGAUCAGAGGUGUAUAAUUAAGUACUGUUCUGUCCAACCUCGACUGUAAUGAAAGGUUUUAUAGAAACUUAAUAAUGAAGAACUGUAUUUUUCCUAAUUUUAAGUGCAGCAGAAGAUGGGAUGGUCUGAUAACAAAACAAAAUAAGUCUCUGAGCACCCUAAACACUACAGUUCUUUGUAGUGGCUAUGGUGCAAUGAGUGCUUUAUUGGCUAUGUAAUAGAAACAUAGAAUAUGAUGGCAGAUAAGAACCAUUUGGCCCAAUUAGUCUGCUCAAUUUUCUAAAUGCAUUCAAAAGUCCUUGGCCUUAUCGUAUAGCUAGGACAGCCAUAUGCCUAUCCCACGCAUGCUUAAAUUCCUUCAAUGUGUUAACCUCUACCACUUUAGCUUGAAGGCUAUUUCAUGCAUCCACUAGCCUGCUAGUAAAGUAAUACUUCCUGAUAUUAUUUUUAAACCUUUGCCCCUCGAAUUUAAGACUAUGUCCUCUUGUUGUGGUAGUUUUUCUUCUUUUAAAUAUAGUCUCCUCCUUUACUGUGUUGAUUCUCUUUAUGUAUUUAAAUGUUUCUAUCAUAUCCCCCCUGUCUCGUCUUUCCUCCAAGCUAUACAUGUUAAGAUCCUUUAACCUUUCCUGGUAAGUUUUAUCCCGCAAUCCAUGAACCAGUUUAGUAGCCCUUCUCUGAACCCUCUCUAAGGUAUCAAUAUCCUUCUGAAGAUACGGUCUCCAGUACUGUGUACAAUACUCCAAGUGAGGUCUCACCAGUGUUCUGUACAAUGGCAUGAGCACUUCCCUCUUUCUACUGCUAAUACGUCUCCCUAUACAACCAAGCAUUCUGCUAGCAUUUCCUGCUGCUCUAUUCCAUUGUCUGUCUACCUUUUAAGUCAUCUGAAAUUAUUACCCCUAAAUCCCUUUCCUCAGAUGUUGAAGUUAGGAUUCUAUCAAAUAUUCUGUACUCUGCCCUUGGGUUUUUACGUCCAAGAUGCAUUAUCUUGCACUUAUCCAGAUUAAAUGAGACCAUUUUUCUAGUAAUAAUGUCUUUCUUUCUGAUUAAAUGCCACAUACAAAUUGUCUGCUCUCUUUUCAGUAUCCAUACAUUCCUGCUCACAUUACAAAACCCAAAGAACACAAGAAGCUGUUCUUGGUGCAGUUACAGGAAAAAGGUAAGGUGAUCCUGACUACAGACAAAGCCAAGAGUAUAAAAGCAUUGAAAUAAUCAACUCCGUUAAUGUCCAAAGACCGUUGUACAGAUAACAGUAAUAAUCGGUUUUCUUCCUUAAGCAGUUCCAGGCCUAGUUUGUGUUGGUUGUCUGUAAUGUGCUUAUUUCUGACACAGAACUCUAUUGUAUGGUUAUUAAAUCCAGUCUCUCUAAUCCUUUUUUUUUUCACAUUCUUAAUUCUCUAGCACUAUUUGCAGUGCCGAAAAAUUACAAACUUGUUGCAGCGCCCCUGUUUGAACUCUACGACAAUGCCCCUGGCUAUGGCCCUAUUAUUUCCAGUCUCCCACAGCUUCUAAGCAGGUAAGGACUUAUUAAUGUAUUGCUACAAUUAUCAUUUUUGUUUUUUUUAAAUGUAUGUUAACUGUUUUUAUGGAUAAGUAAAUAGUUUAUAUUUCUAAGAGAAAUUUUCCAUAGCUCUUGCUUAAUAUUUUGAAAGGCCUCACUGCAUGUGGAAUGGUUUCACUGCUGAACCCACCAUCCCAGGAAUAUGACACAUUGGGGUUUAUUCUCUAAUCACAGGACUGCAAAAUGUAGACAACAAUAUCUUAUUUUACUGUAGACACAUCUGCUUAAGCAAACUCCUGCUAAGACUGAGACAUUACUGCAAAUCCAAUUGUUUGCUAUGCUUGCAUAAUGGAACAUUGGGGUAGAUUAUGCUCAUGUAAGCGAUUUUAUUUAGUGUUCUAUAUUUAUUCAAUAAUACACAGUUUGUCCUUAGAUUUUAAAAUAUGAGAAUUUACACACAGGACAUUGACACAUACACACAGGACACUGAAUUACACUUACACCAAGAUGACACUAACAUAUACGUUUACACAUACAUGACCCUGUCACACACUUACACACAGAGGAGACACACACUCACUGAUUUGACACAUACUGACACACACAUUCUCUCUCUCUCACACACUCACAAAUUUAUUGUUUUUUUUAGUUUUAUUAUUACGUUCACCCAGCCUCUCUACCUCUGGGAGAGCUGAAGUAAAUCUUAUCCUGGGGUCCACUAGGGGGCUUAUGUAAUCUCCAUGCUCUUCCAGCAUUGCUCUUUCGCGCACUGUUUAGUGAUGCCGGGGCUGGAGUGACCUCAUAACCCAGCAUCACUACAGGGCACCCAAGGGAGCAGUGCUGGAAGAUCGUGAAGAGUACAGCUCUAAGGUGGCCAGUCAGACACCUUUUGGCAUUACCCUCUCCACUUAUGAACCUAUCCCCUGGUAUACGGAUUACUAAGAAACACAAGAUAUAUAUAUAUAUAUAUAUAUAUAUAUAUAUAUAUAUAUAUAUAUAUAUAUAUAUAUAUAUAUAUAUAUAUAUAUAUAUAUAUAUAUAUAUUCAGCAGUGUUUAUACUGACCAAAUCUGGUAGAAAGUAAAUGAAAAAAUAAGUCACCGGCUUUUUGCCAUCAAACCUACACAUCCACAAUAUUUUCCUUCUGGCAGUACAAACGGCCAGCGUACAAAGAGUUACAAUAAUGUAAAAAUACUAUUUUGUUUAAUACAUAUUAUUUAUAAAAUAUUCUCAUAAUAUGAAUUUUGUAACCUAAAGGUUUGUUUUAAUUAUUGGGGUGUGAUGUAUCCCUCUGUAGCGUUAACCCCUUUCUCCCUAGGAGCUAGUCGUCUAAUUGGUGCUAAUGACAGAUUUUUGCAGUGUCUUAGAAUCUGCCACUAUAUGCUUGCAAAUUCAGUUGAGCUGAUUAUGCAGGUAUAUGGCAUUCAUUUCCGUUGAAUCUGAACAUUCACUUGUGUAUUUUCAUACGAAAUGCGGAUUUCAGCUGUUCCGUUAAUUCAGAAAAAAAAUGGAACCCAAACAAGCUGCCUGUUUCAAAGAGAAUCCAUUCUAUAUUAUCCUCACAAUUUCAUUAUGGGAUAAAAGUGAUUUGGAACGUUCUAAAGGAAUAUAGUGUAUGGUUAGUAAAGAGAUAAUACUUUGCAUUAGGAUUAUAUGAGAUGAGUUUGUAGAGAAGAAUGUCAAUUUGUUUUAACAGAACUGUGUGUAACAAUCUCCUGUUUCCUGCAGGUUCAACUUUAUUUACAACUGAAAAGUCAGCAGUAUCCAGGGCAAGACAGUGCGUGAAUGAAGCGGUCUCUGUGAGCACAGCUUUAAUGUGGGAAAUCGGAAGUUGGAGAGAGAUUUUUUUUUUUCCCUUUUUUUUUUUUUUUAAUUUUUCCUGAUCUGUUUAACUUGUUGCUCUCAGAAUAGAAGGACUGUGCAGCAAUCCACAGCAGCAAGGUGUUCUAUAGUGUUUUAAUUUUUUUUUAUUGUGUUUCAUUAUUAAGUGUAAUUCAAUUUUCUUACAGAAUUAAAAAAUGGAUACUUUCCAGAAUGCUUGUCUGUUUAUUGGUUCUCAUUGAAUUUAAUGGAUCACCAUGAUUUGGGAUGGCAGCUGCUCAAUGAUAGAUCAUAACUUAUUUGUUCUUAAAUGACCUCUUCUGUGCUGUUUGUAUUUUAUUUUAAAUGAAAGGUGUUAUUUAAACUUCAAAACGUUAAAAACAUUGUUAUAAUAAAAUUUCAAUGAAACUAAUUUUAAAACUUGCAAAUAUAUUCUCUUUAAAUCUCGAUUUAAAAAAGCAUACAUCAAAGAUGUAGUGAAAUUAAUCAAGAACAGCUUAAAGGGGGAACAGUCACUUUUCUGUAAAUUUCACCAUUGAAUAAAACAUUGAAAAUAA